This is a messenger RNA of Sceloporus undulatus (fence lizard), 4180 nucleotides long. RefSeq names its product hypoxia inducible factor 1 subunit alpha (gene HIF1A). The record is from RefSeq and is a predicted model, not a curated record. Gene Ontology annotation, cellular component: nucleus. Gene Ontology annotation, molecular function: protein dimerization activity; DNA-binding transcription factor activity, RNA polymerase II-specific; RNA polymerase II transcription regulatory region sequence-specific DNA binding. Gene Ontology annotation, biological process: cellular response to hypoxia; regulation of transcription by RNA polymerase II. Lineage: Eukaryota; Metazoa; Chordata; Lepidosauria; Squamata; Phrynosomatidae.
CUCUCUCCCUCUCUCUCUCCCGCCUGGGCGCCCUGCCUCCAGCCCGCUCCAUUCCCUCCGCUCCGGGGCUCAGAGUGGGGCUGCCGCUUCUUCCUUCCUUGCUUGCUCCAGCUCCUCCUGGGCCCUCGGCCUCCCUUGGCCUGCCAAGCUGGCCUCGCCUUCGCCUUCCUCGCCCUCCGUCGCCGAGGACGACGAAGCCACCGCUGCCGUCGCCGUCGCCGCCGCCAUGGAGCCCGGCGAGGAGGAGGAGGCCCCGGGCGGCUCCAGCGAGAAGAAAAGGAUUAGUUCAGAACGCAGAAAGGAGAAGUCUCGAGAUGCCGCCAGAUGCCGGAGAAGUAAAGAGUCGGAGGUCUUCUAUGAACUUGCUCACCAGUUACCUCUGCCCCAUCAAGUGAGCGCACAUCUCGACAAAGCCUCCAUUAUGCGGUUAACAAUCAGCUACCUACGGAUGAGAAAACUGCUGGAUUCCGGUGACCUGGAGGCAGAAGCUGAAAUGGAGACACAGCUGAAUUGCUUUUACCUAAAAGCUCUUGACGGAUUUGUCAUGGUUCUCUCAGAGGAUGGUGACAUGAUUUACAUGUCUGAAAAUGUGAACAAGUGUAUGGGACUCACACAGUUUGACCUGACUGGACACAGUGUGUUUGAUUUCACUCAUCCGUGUGACCACGAAGAGCUGAGAGAGAUGCUCACCCACCGGAAUGUCCCCUUGGACAGCAAAACAUCCAGCCGCCACAGCCUGACUGAAUUUUCAUACUGUGAUGAAAGAAUUACAGAGCUGAUAGGGUAUGACCCCGAAGAGCUCCUGGGUCGCUCCAUAUAUGAAUACUACCAUGCCCUAGACUCUGAUCAUCUGACCAAAACACAUCAUGAUAUGUUUGCUAAAGGGCAAGUGACAACCGGGCAGUACAGAAUGCUUGCCAAGCAAGGGGGCUACGUCUGGGUUGAGACUCAAGCAACUGUUAUCUACAACACCAAGAAUUCCCAGCCACAGUGUAUAGUGUGUGUGAAUUACGUUUUAAGUGGCGUUGUUCAGGGGGACUUGAUUUUUUCACUCCAGCAAACAGAGUGUAUGUUGAAACCGGUAGAUUCUCCUGAGAUGGGUGUGAUCAAAAUACUUGACAAGACUGAACUGGAAGAUAGCAACAGCCUCUUUGAGAAACUGAAGAAGGAGCCAGAUGCAUUAACCUACCUUGCUCCUGCGGCUGGAGACACCAUAAUUGCAUUAGAUUUCGGCAAUGAUGAGACUGAUGAGCAACAGUUUGAUGACGUUCCUUUGUAUAAUGAUGUAAUGCUCCCCUCAUCCAGUGAGAAAUUGCAGAGUAUAAAUUUGGCCAUGUCCCCACUACCUGCUUCUGAAGCUACAAAACUGCUCCGUAGCAAUGCUGACCCAGCACUUAAUAGAGAGGUGGUGUCUAAGCUGGAGUCCAGCACAGAGCCUUUAGAUCUUGCUUUCUCCACUCGUCGGACGCAAGACCAGCCGGCCACUCCUUCCGACGGAAGCACCAGCCAAAGCUCACCUGAGCCCAGUAGUACUCCUAAUGACUACUGUUUUGAUGUGGAUAAUGAGAUGGCCAGCGAAUUCAAGUUGGAGCUGGUGGAAAAGCUCUUUGCAAUAGAUCCAGAGUCAAAAAAACCAUUCUCUACACAGGAAACUGAUUUGGAUUUGGAAAUGUUGGCUCCAUACAUCCCCAUGGAUGAUGAUUUCCAGCUACGCUCCUUUGACCAGCUUUCUCCACUAGAGAACAGUUCUGCGAACCCUCCUUCCAAUGGGGCCACUGUCACAGAAUUUCAGUCAGCUCCAGUUCCAUUGCAUACCACAGAAAAGAUAAAGCCUGUGACAAUCAAACAUGAAGAGGACUCAAAGGCCCUCACGGCUCCCAUUCACAUCACCCUUGAAAUGAACAAUGCCCCAGCAUUGCCCUACACUGAGAACCGAAGUCGAACGACAUCCCCAGUCAGAACAGGAAAAGGCACGCCGGAGCAAAAAGAGACAUCAAGUCCAGGGACGCCAAACUUAUUAACUGUCACGUUGGGUAAAAGUCGAUCAACUACAACAAACGAAGAGCUCAACCCAAAGAUAAUAGCUCUGCAUAAUAUUCAGAGGAAGAGAAAGAUGGAACAGGACAGCUUACUUUUCCAAGCAGUAGGAAUUGGCACAUUAUUGGCGCAGUCCAGCACUCCUGGAACAAAUGUAUCACUGGCUUGGAAACGUGUAAAAGGAUGCAAACCUAAUGGACAGAAUGAGGUGGCGGAGAAGACAGUCAUUUUAUUACCAUCAGAUAUAGCAAGUAAACUUCUAGGGCAGUCAAUGGAUGAGAAGGGACUUCCACAGCUUACCAGCUAUGACUGUGAAGUGAAUGCACCCAUACAAGGCAACAGAAACCUGCUACAAGGUGAAGAGUUGCUCAAAGCCCUGGAUCAAGUCAACUGAGCUCCCUCCACCACAACCCCUUCACAGUUGUUCGGUUUUCUUGGACACUGGUGAUUCACCACCUAAGAGCAGUCUAUUUAUAUUUUCUAUAUCUGGUUUUAGAAGCCUGGCUACAAAUACUGCACUAAUUCAGUUAGUUUGGUUCUGAUCCCCUUUCUACUUUGGACAGUCUUUUACUUAAAGAAAGUUAGGUAUUUUUUCUCUUUUUUUGAUGACAGUAACUCAGCUAAUGGUGCAAUUUUUGGUACAUUAAUAAAGUCCAGUACAUUUAGAACACGCUUGCAAUGGCAGCUUUGAAGUAGGCACCUUUUUUUUAAAUAAAAAGUAUUUAUUUUUUAUUUUGACAAGGGAUUUGUCAGUGAGAAAAAAUUUCUUAUUAAAUAACACACAGCCACAAUAAAAUUGUCUAAGCCUUCUGUUCUCUGCUUGAAGGCUUCUUGUGCUCUGUUGCUCUAUGAUGUUAAGCAAUUUUUUUACUUACUUUUACUCUCUUUUUUUUAGGGAAAAAAAGAAACAUGGCUUUGCAGCAGUGCAUUUGUAGCCACAAUCGCACAAUCUAUUUUCUUAAUAAAAUAAAUACAAAAUGCCAGCAGUUCCUCAUGCAAUAUAUUCUGCAUUUGUAAAGCUAGUUUUCAAGGACAUUUUCCCUUUUUUCCCUAUUUUUUUAUGUUGAUAGCCUGUGAAAUCAUGUAGACAUUUUGGAGUAAUGCUCUCUUUUUGUCAUGUUGUACUGUGGGAGAAUUCUUAAGUGCUGUGAUAAUGCCCAGGCAUGGUUAGGGGAAAAGAAAGAUUCGAUCUUGAGAGGCUAGCAAGCCUCUAGGGGAAAAGAGAUGUUGGAGGAAGGGGGAUGGUUAUAAUUUGGAAUAGUUCUGGAGAAAGCAAAGAUACAUUUCCCCCUCUCUUUACAGUACUUGCAAUCUCCCAAUAAUGUUGAUUUCAGAAUGGACAAAAAAAAGCAAUUCUUCACACAAUGCAUUAAUUCACUGCCACAAUGUGGUGAAAGCCACUGGCUUAUAUAGCUUUUAAAAAGAUUAGACAAGGAGGAUAGGGCUAUGUUGUUAUGAUAGCUAGAUUGAUCCUCCAUGUUUGGAGGCAGUGUACCUCUGAAUACCAGUUUGCUGGGGGGCAAACAACAGGGAACAGCUGUUGCUUUCAUGCCCUGGUUGUGGGCUUCCUAGAAGCAUCUGGCUGGACUAGAUAGACCUUUGGUCUAAUCCAGGAGGGCUCUUCUUAAUGUUAUUUAUGUGGAUAAAUUCUCUUUAAAGGGAAAAUGUUUUCUUUUUUUAAUGUAUCAGUUGCUUUGUCCGCUCAGAGGGAAUUGUCCCCUGCCUAUAGCUGUGAAAGUUCCUGCUAAUAUUGUGUACCUAAUAACUGAAUCUAAAUGUCCCAAUUUCCCAAUGUUUGAUAGAGAUGAUAUUUCAAGCAAAUCAUAAAACAUCCUGCCUUGUUAGCAGAGUUGCCUAGUUUCAUCACUGAGUUGCUUGGUAAUAUUUAAUGUUUUGCAUUUUAUGCACCUUGUUGCUAUUAACAUUCAUGUGUUUGUUUUGUUUUGUUUCGUUAACCAUAGAUUUCAGUAAUGCUGAAUGUAUUUUAGGAACCUUUUUUAUUUAGGGAAUUUUUCACAAAAUAUCUUACUUUCCUUCUAUGUGCUGUAUAAUAAUUCUCCCCAUUCUUUCCCCCAUUUUUUGUGGUUGGAUCUAACACUAACUGUAUUGUUUUAUUACAUCAAUAAAAUAUAAGUGGACCAGG